AAUGGAGUCACACAUCUCCCAAGCCUUCCAGGAAGAACUCACCUGCUUCAUCUGCCUGAACUGCCUCAUAGACCCAGUCACCAUAAGCUGUGGCCACAGCUUCUGCCGGGCAUGCCUCUUCCUUUUGCAGGAAGACAUCGAAGUUCCCGUCCAUUGCCCUAUGUGUAGGGCACCGUUCUGCCAGACAGACUUCAGAACCAACAUUGUUCUGAAGAAGCUAGCGUCCGUUGCCAGACGAGCCAGCCUCUUGAAGUCCCUCAGAGAGGAGCACAGGUGUGCGACCCACAAGGAGACAAAGAGGAUGUUCUGUGUGGAGGAGAGGCUCUACCUCUGUCAGCGCUGCUCUGCCUCCCCUGAGCACAGUGCUCACACACACUGUGCCAUUGAAACAGCUGCUGAGGGCCAAAUGGAGAAACUUCUUAAGCAAAUGGUAUCUGUAUGGGAGAAGAUCCAAGAAAAUCAGAAGAAUCUAGAGGCAAUGAAUACUAUGAUAAAUCAGUGGCAAGAGUACUUGACCCAGCGGGAAGAAAUGAUCAGGACAGAGUACAGGACAUGGGAACCAGUCCCCCGUAAAGAGGAAGAGCAGCACAUCGAAAGUAUGAAAAAGGAAGGCCACUGUGUUUGUGAGAAACUUCGGGAAAGGAGAGCCAUGAUGAUCGUGAAAAGCAAUGAACUUAAAGAAAUGUAUCAGCAGCUGAUUGCAAUGUCCCAGGAACAACACUUGCUCCUGCUGCAGGAUUUGGAUGACAUGUUCCAAAAGAAUGAGUCACUGCAAUUGAGCAUGCCCCAGGCUAUGAAACCAGAACUCAGUGCCCGACCCAUCACUGGACUGACUGAAAAGUUCCAGUCCUUCCUAGGAAAAGUUCACUUUUGGAAAAAAGCCUCCACUACUUGCAAGACGAAUUUAUUUAAUGUCAUGAGACAAAUCUGCUUCGGACCUCAACAUGAGAAUCCAUCUGUGGAUCUUCUUAGAUGCUGUAUUUCCUCCUGGGGAUCAGAGGGGUACAGCUCAGGGAAAUAUUAUUGGGAGGUGGUAGUGAAGGACUCUUGGGACUGGGCUGUAGGAGUCUCUAUAGGUUCCUUUCUUGGUCAGAGAAACCCAUGUUUUAAAUCUGAGGUUAAACUUCUUGUGUGUGUGAAUGAGGGUGAUCAUUAUAAUCUCCUCACCACAUGGCCAAUUAUGCAUCUCUGUAUAGAGAAGCCAGUGGGCCAGGUCGGUGUGCUCCUUGAUUGUGAUGAUAGAUGUUUAAGUUUCCUGGAUGUUGCCAAGAAUUCCCUCAUAUUUAAGUUUCCUCCUGGAUCCAUCAGUUUACCUGUCCAGCCUUUCUUCUGCACUGGCAAGACAAUAUAA
Molecule: messenger RNA, 1351 nt
Organism: Phodopus roborovskii (desert hamster)
Lineage: Eukaryota; Metazoa; Chordata; Mammalia; Rodentia; Cricetidae
Product: tripartite motif-containing protein 43
Exons: 6
Coding region: 2-1351 (449 amino acids)
Molecular function (GO): zinc ion binding; protein binding
Source: RefSeq, a predicted model, not a curated record